Messenger RNA from Pedinophyceae sp. YPF-701, 2046 nucleotides. The record is from the annotation of a GenBank genome assembly. NCBI's taxonomy places the organism in Eukaryota, Viridiplantae, Chlorophyta, Pedinophyceae.
AUGUUUGACGAGGACGACAAGCGGCGCACGGCCGAGCUGCCGGCGUCGUCCAAUGCGGGCAGGGGGCACGUCGCCUCCGGGGCGCCCGUGCUGCACCCGGCGCAGUCCGUGAACUAUGCCAGCGUGCUGGGACGCGACGAGGAGCCCCUGCGCGCGGCACUCGCGGUAUUCGACAAGAACGGGGACGGGGAGGUCUGUCCGGCGGAGCUGAUCGAGGCCCACCAGGCGUUUGAGCGCAUGAAGGCGGAGAAGGUGCUGUUCCGCAAGCUGCUGAUCGCGGCGGUGGUGCUGUGCUUCGUGAUGGUCGGCGCCACGGUCGGGCUGACGGCUGCCGUGGUCAUCACGACGAAGGAGUCGAAGGUGUCGUCGAGCGGGCUGCUGCGCGCGAACGACGGCUCCGAGACGCCCGUGCGCACCGCCGAGCGGCGCGGGACGGUGACCACGACGCCCGCUGCCACCGGGGCACGGCUCGCGAGGCGCUCCCUGCUGCAGACCCCCACCGUGGGCUCCGUGGUCGCGACGGCUCAGUGCGCGACGGCGUCCAAGUGGUUCGAGGACAUCGCGACCGAGGGCUUCACCGCCGACAUCGUCAUCCAAGAGCCGGGCGACGGCGUGUCGUCGAUCUCGUGCCGCGCAACGAGCGUUUCGCCGCCGAACACAAUUGACGGGUACGACCAGGCCAGGCCGUCGGAGACGUACCAGGUCGACUGCUCCGCCGUGGACCUGGACGCCGGUGGUGCGGACUGCUUUUGUCUCAUCUACUUGACGGGGUCCGACUUGUUCGUCGACGCGACGCCGGGCAGGCGCCGCAAGCUGGAGGAGCGCAGCAGCGGCAACGGAGUGUCGGCGGGCGAGGUGCUGGCUGCGGCGGCGCGGCACUUGGGCGUCGCUGAGGAGCUGACGCUGGUGGGCAGCGUGCUGCGCGAGCAGGGCGUUGCGAUCGCACGCAGCGCGAUGAUUGCGGCGGCGAAGCGUCACCUAGUGCAGCUGCGCACUGCGACCGGGAGGUCCGUGGCGGCGCAGGCGGUCCUGAGCGGCGGCAUGCGGACAGACGACGGCUGGCACCUGGCGGAGUGGACUUCGUACGGCUCCCGCGGGGCGCUGGUGUGUCCGCCCGCCGUGGGCGACGCGCACCUGGAGGGCGGGGACUGCCACGUGCUUGCGAGGGGCACGAUGAGGCGCUCGCUGCUGGGAGCAGUGAUGGGGGCCGAAGGGCCGCAAGUUGAAGGCCCGAGACCCGACGACCGGGAACUGCACGAGACCUGCAGCGGAGAAUGUCUGUUGGAGAGAUGUGGACGACCGGACAUUACCAGUGAGUCUGCUUGCAAGGCAGCACACGCUGACUGCAACUGGCGUGCGGAGGAAGGCAAGUGUACUGGUGCGUGCUUCAGCGGCGACGCCACACUCACCACCGUCGGCGGCGACGACCUUCGCAUCGGAGACGUCCGCGUGGGACAGCGCGUGGCAGUCCUCGCCCCGGACGGCAGGGCGGUGUUCUCGCCGGUGAUCGCCGUGUCGCACAACGAGCCGGAGGCCGUGCGGGCGAUGGUGACCGUGCAGACGGCCGCGGGCAAGGCGCUGAGCGCGACUCCGGACCACUACAUCUUCGUGCGGUGCGACGCGUGCGCGGGCGGGCGCGAGCGCGUGCGCUUCGACGCGGUGCGCGCCGGCGAGCACGAGGUGGCGGCGGUGUCUGGCGGGAAGGCGGCGUGGGUCGUCGUGACGGGCGUGCUCGUGGAGAACAAGGUCGGGCUGCACGUGGUGCACACGGCGUCCGGGUGGCCGCUGGUGGUAAGCGGCGUUGGCGCGAGCGAGUACAGCGACAACGGGCUGGAGCCGAUGGGCAAGGUGCUGCUGCCGGUGGCCGCGGUGCUGGCGCGCGUGUGGCCGAGCGGCAUGCAGGCGCUGUGCGACGUCCUGAUGGCGCUGGCGCACGGGGCGAGCGGCGAGACGGCCGGGUGGGAGGGCACGGUGGUGAGCAAGCUGGCGUGGCGGGUGCUGCGGGCGUCGUCGCGCGCGCUAGGCGGGGCGACCGCCGCGGCGUGA